CGCGGGGAGUAACGGUACAACGGAAAAAGGAAGCGAAUGGGAACAGUAACAACCCCAUGGAAGCCGCUUCUUCUCAACGCUUUGGAAUCCAAUUCCCAUAUCAAACACUCUUCCUUCUUUCAACUCGCAACAAUUGGAUCUAAUGGAAGACCCUCGAAUCGCACCGUGGUUUUUAGAGGAUUCCAAGAGAACAGUGACAAGUUCCAAAUUAAUACUGAUGGCAGGAGUCACAAGAUAGAAGAACUGAAACAUUGCCCUUUUGCUGAGAUAUGUUGGUACUUUACUGAUUCUUGGGAGCAGUUUCGAAUCAGUGGAAGAAUUGAUGUUAUUGAUGGAUCCAAUCCUGAUACUCUGAAACUUCAGCAAAGGGAGAAAUCUUGGUUUGCUAGUUCUGUUAAAUCAAGGCUACAAUACUUGGGACCAAUUCCAGGUUUCCCCUGCAUAAGUGAGCACCCUAAUCAGGAAAUUGCUUUAGAUCCUUCAACAGGCCCAGUUGGUGCAUUUUGUCUGCUGGUUCUUGAUCCUGAUCAGGUUGAUUAUUUAAAUUUGAAGAGUAACCAGAGGCUUAAGUUUAUAUCCACACUAGGUCUGAAUGGACUGAAAAGCUGGACGUCAGAGAGAAUCAACCCAUAAUUUCUGUUUUCUAUUUCUAAAACCAUAGUAUGAACACACAUUGACAUCUUCUAACCAUUUAACUGAUCUGGUGUGAUUGAUCUUGAAGAAACCUAUUAAUCUGUUGUAUACUUUAUUAUUCUCUCCUGUAGUUGAUUUUAGAUAUUUCAUAAAUUUUCUUUCUUUUACUACUUUUGUUGAGGACAAAGUAUGGAUCAUGCGAAAGGACUUGUGACUAUUUCCAAAUGAAAACGUACUAAAAACUGUUUACUGGA
Theobroma umbraticum is the source of this 887-nucleotide messenger RNA. RefSeq names its product Pyridoxamine 5'-phosphate oxidase family protein. The record is from RefSeq and is a predicted model, not a curated record. Gene Ontology annotation, biological process: pyridoxine biosynthetic process. NCBI's taxonomy places the organism in Eukaryota, Viridiplantae, Streptophyta, Magnoliopsida, Malvales, Malvaceae. Gene Ontology annotation, molecular function: pyridoxamine phosphate oxidase activity; FMN binding.